UCUCUCUCCGUCUCUCUCUCUCUCUCAGUCCUGUCCAGAGCUCAACAGAUGUAAGCAGCCCUGUCUUCUCUAACCUCUCAGCUCAAAUAUGGGACACUUCAAAACACCAGUAUUGAUCGUCUCCUGCUUAUUGUUUACGUGUUACGAAGCUGAAAAAUUAAAAACCAGAGGCCUGCGCCAGAAGGAUGUUGACUACAUGGAGAAAUAUUCCAGCUGCCACCAGGGUCCAGCAGGCACCCCAGGAAGGGAAGGAAAUCCAGGGGUGAACGGAAUUCCAGGUACUCCCGGUCUGCCGGGCCGGGAUGGUGCAAAAGGAGAGAAGGGUGAAUGCGUGACGGAGAGGUUUGAAGAGCCGUGGAAACCCAACUACAAGCAGUGUGCCUGGAACGCUCUGAACUACGGCAUUGACCUGGGCAAAAUUACAGAGUGUACGUUCACUAAGCAGCAUGCAGACAGUGCUCUCCGUGUGCUGUUCAGCGGCUCACUCAGGCUGAAGUGUAAGACAGCUUGUUGCCAGCGCUGGUACUUCACUUUUAAUGGGGCAGAAUGUGCCGCUCCGCUGCCUAUAGAGUCCAUCAUUUACCUGGACCAGGGAAGUCCAGAAUUCAACUCCACCAUCAACAUACACAGAACCACGUCAGUUGAAGGUUUGUGUGAAGGAGUGCGGAAAGGCCUGGUGGACGUUGCCGUCUGGGUGGGAACCUGCGGAGACUAUCCGCACGGAGACGCUUCCACCGGCUGGAAUUCUGUUUCCAGCGUGAUCAUAGAAGAGCUUCCUCAGAACAGCUGAGUCCAGAAACGUCCGAGCACUUGCUGUCCUGCGACUUUUUUUCAGCUUUGAGGAUGCUUUGUACUACACUCUUAGAAAGGUUCUUUAUCGGCAUUGAUGGUUCCGUGAAGGACAUUUAACAUUCAUGGAACCUUUAAAUUCCACUAAAUGUUCCAAAAUGGUGUUUUUUUUCACAGUGAUGCCAUAGAAGAACAGUUUUGGUUCCUCGAAAAAACACUUCGGCCUUUGGUCAUCUUUCAAAAGAACCAUUUUUUGGAACGUUGUAAUCAUCUAAAGCAAAAAUAGCUGUCUUUGUCUGUUUGGUUCAGAAUGUCAUCAGCAGCGCUAUUUUACUCUUAGUAUUACAGUUUAAAGUGAACAACGUGUCAAAACAACAGAUCUAUACACAUCGCAAGCGCUCAGGUCAAUCGUGAUGACCUUUCAGAACCAAACAUGCUUCACUCAAACCCUUUUCAAGAGACUUAAAUCACUACAAGAGAUACAGGUGACGUAGUUAUACUACACUCUUCAAAAUGAAGGAUCUUUACUGGAACCAGUGGUUUCACAAAGAACCUUUUUAUAGAUUUUUAAAAUGUUCUUCACAAUCAGAAAGAAUAAUUCUGUUAAGAAGUGUUUACUGAAAGGUUCUUUUUAACCAUUAUUUUUAAUAGUGUACACUAGCAGGAACACAGUGAGCAGCAAAAUAUAUGGGUAUAUAAUUAAAUAUAAUUAUAAUACCAAUAAUUAUUUGUUAAAUAAUUAUUUUUAAAUACAAAUAUAUUUAUUUGUAUUCACAUGCAAUUGGGCUCAACAGUUAAUGUAUGUAUAUAUAUAUAUAUAUAUAUAUAUAUAUAUAUAUAUGUAUAUAUAUAUGUGUGUAUGUAUGUAUGUAUAUAUAUAUAUAUAUAUAUAUAUAUACAGUAUAUAUAUAAAUUCCUUGAAUUACAGAAUUACUGUUGACUAUUAAUGUCGACUUAUUAUUAUUAUUAAACUAAAAAAAACACUUUUGUGGAAUUAAAAGGUUCACUGGAUGAUAAUGCUUCUUCAUGAAAGCAUCGAUGCCAAAAAAAAAAAAACUUUAUUUCUAAGAGUGGACAAAAGUUUCUAUAUAUUAUUAAACGUGUGCUAAAUUAAGGAAAAAAUGCUUUUAAGAACCAAUCACUAAAAGGUUCUUUGGUGAGCCAAAAACCGUUCUUCUGUACCAUUGCAGGAAAAAAAAGACUAUUGGAACCUUCACUUCCUUCCAGCCUUGAUUUAUCUGUGUGCAGAUGUCACUUGUUUUAAUAUUUUGUGAUACUGAAGUACAUUUAAGUAACAGCUCUGUCUCUCUCUUGACGUCUACCUCUAAAAACAAGGCCCAAAACAGUCACGUAACCUUGUACUGUAGUGACAGACUCUCAAAACCAACUACAGCGAAACUAAGUUUGUAAGUAAUCACGUUUAACGAUUCGAGUCUGGACAGGUACUGUAAAAACUCUGAAAAUAUUUUAUUGGCAACUUUUUAAAUGUCAAUAAAUUUUUUUUAAGAACUCCUAACUUGGGUACAUGUUCUUCAAAGAGCAUUGGUUAUUAACCUACGAGCGCAACACAUUUUAAGGCCAUGAAUCUGAGCUCAUUAACACAAAUGUCAGCAAUGAGCCGGAAAUGUCAAGAUUCGGUAAAUCUGUGAUUGUAGGAAUAAAGCCUGAGGUCUGGUUCGGCCAUUGCACAGGAUACAGCAGCAAUGCAACAUGGAUGUGAACAUGAAGCAGAGUUAUAUACAUGAAACAGUUUUACUAUUGAAUGACCAUUAAGGCUGGGCAAUAUAGCUAAAAAGAACGAUACAGUAUACAGUAGCUCUCGAAAUGCAUGUGUUUGGUCUGAAAUAGAGGAGAAGACAUGUCUAAUGUUUGUUACAGUACAUUUAUAUUUCUAUAAAUGCUGUUCCUUUAACAUUUCUUUUCAUAAAUCCUGAAAAACCAAAACAUCAACACGUUUCAACAUUGAUAAAUAAGGCAAAUAAGCAUAUCAGAAUGAUUUCUCAAAGAUCGCGUGGCAAUGAAGUCUCAGCUUUGCAUCAUUAGGAAUAAAUUAUUUUAUAAAUACAUUCAAAUAAUAAACAGUCCUUUUAAAUAGUAAUAAUAUUCCAUUUAAAUCAAAUAAAACAGCCUCGGUGAGAAUAACAGACUUCUUUCAAAAACAUUUAAAAUAUUCAUACCCGAAACAAAUAUUGCCACACAGAAAGAUGAAAAAUUGUUGUCUUGAAUUGUGAAACUUAAAGAAAUGGUUUACCUAGAAAUGAAAGUUGUGUCAUCAUUUACUCACGUAGUUGCAAGCGUGUAUGAAUUUCUUUGUUCUGCUGAACACAAAGGAAGAUAUUCUGAAGAAAGUUUGUAACCAGGCUGUUUUGGGUCACCGUUGACUUCCACAGCAGGAAAAAAAUGACUAUUGACUUUCUUCGAAAUAUCUUCCUUUGUUUUAAACAGAACAAAAGAGAUUUAUAC
Molecule: messenger RNA, 3252 nt
Organism: Puntigrus tetrazona (Sumatra barb)
Lineage: Eukaryota; Metazoa; Chordata; Actinopteri; Cypriniformes; Cyprinidae
Gene: cthrc1b
Product: collagen triple helix repeat containing 1b
Exons: 4
Coding region: 89-790 (233 amino acids)
Source: RefSeq, a predicted model, not a curated record